Trifolium pratense (red clover) is the source of this 1240-nucleotide messenger RNA. Its product is annotated as probable mediator of RNA polymerase II transcription subunit 19b. Gene Ontology annotation, molecular function: transcription factor binding; transcription coregulator activity. The transcript is spliced from 5 exons. Gene Ontology annotation, biological process: positive regulation of transcription by RNA polymerase II. Gene Ontology annotation, cellular component: mediator complex. Lineage: Eukaryota; Viridiplantae; Streptophyta; Magnoliopsida; Fabales; Fabaceae. The record is from RefSeq and is a predicted model, not a curated record. Bases 318 to 896 code for a protein of 192 amino acids.
UUUAAUUUAAUUCAGCUAAGCCCAUUUGCAACCCAAUAUUCAACUAAGCCCAUCUAUAUGAGCGGGUUCGGGUUUUUUUUAUCUGAUUCAGCGGUGUCGGUUCAAAAACGAAAAAAGAUUAUAAAUAUGAGAUGAGAUGAGAUCUUUUGUCUUUCGUUUCAAUAAAUAACCUAACAUCACAUCGUUCCAAUCCCUACCUUAGCUCUGUUUUGUUCUCCGACAUAUUUUCUCACAUUCACUUUCAGGGUUUUGUUUGACUAAGGUUAAGUGUAAUUGGUAGGUGCAUUUGAGGUUCUUUUUGUGAGAUUAUCUGAAAGAUGGAUCUUGAAGGCAAGAGAUUUGGGAGGGGCAAUAGAGAACUUGGAGGUGCUCAUGAUCUCGUAAGUCAAUAUAAGCUUUGGCCUUACUAUGAAUUCUUCUGCAAGAAGUCACUUCCACUGUCAAUUUCGGAGACACAUUAUCUUCGCAAUGUGGUGGGUGAAACAAAAAUCAAGAAGGGAGAAGGAAUGGAGCUGGAUCAGCUGUGUAAGAACAAGAACACCUAUAUGAGCGAGAAAAAACCUUCCUUGCGUCCUUUUGACUUGAAUGUACUAAGUGAAGCUUUCCAUUUAAGAGAAAUGGAUCCAAAUCACAUUUCUUCUGCCAAGAAGGGGCCACCAAAUGCAGUGCCAAACUCGGCAAACCAACCUAGAGAGAAUGAAAGGAAGAACAAAACGGACGAAAAACAUACGAAGCACAAACUAUUUCGAAUUAAAAAUGGAAGUUGUGUUGCUAAUAACACAAUUAGACAGAAUGAUUAUCAGCCCUCACAAUUGAAGAAUCAACAAGACAAGAAGAGAAGGGCUGAGACAAGCUACGAUCCUUCUGUUAGCAAGCGAUUAAAUACUAGACAAUGAGGCGGAAUUAGCAAGCAAUUAAAAACUGACACUAAACAUUGGUGAUUCUUUUAAAAAAAAAACUGUGAAUCUCUUAUAUUACAUACUUCUUGUUACCAUUUAGCUCGUCUGCAUAUGGAAGUACUUAAGUUCUGUCUGAGAUGGGAUCAUGGUCGGAUUCUUACCUACGGUGCAAUUGCGAAGCAAAAAGUUCUGUGUAAAAAAGUGCUUCCGCUUGUGGUGGUUUGCUGCCGUAGUUUAAUGCAGAUAGAUACAGAGGAUUUAUAGAUCUUUUCAACUUUGUACACUAUAAUUCUUUAUGAAAUUAACUGCAAUUUUUGGACCAUUUUACUUUUGGUUUUGUG